Messenger RNA from Rotaria sordida, 819 nucleotides. Lineage: Eukaryota; Metazoa; Rotifera; Eurotatoria; Philodinida; Philodinidae. The record is from the annotation of a GenBank genome assembly.
AUGGUUAGUUUAAAUCCACAACAUAGUCGAAGUGGAGGAGCAAUGUCAUUUGAAGAUCGAUCAAUACAUAUAAAUGAUGAAAUCAUAACAGAAAAUACUCCACUUAUUAUGGGUAUUGAAAAACAUUAUCGACCAAUACGAACAACUACUUUUAUUAUUAUUCAUAUUUUACUUGUGAUUUUAUUUGAAAUCGUCAUUGUAUUAUUUCCGUUUUUAUGCUAUGAUAAAAGAAUUGCAGAUAUAUGUGAUCGUCAUUCUCCAUAUAAUAUUUCAUUAUAUGUACAUGCUGGGUUUUAUGUUGUCUGUGUUAUUUUUGAUCGUAUGUACCAUUAUCAUCAAGAUUUAUCACAACGUGAUGGUUAUCUUGAUUUUUAUCGUCAAACAAUAAAUUUAAGACGUAUACCUUUAAUAAUCAUUUCAACAGGUAAUGCAAUUCUUGUUGCUAUGAUUAAAUUACUUGAAGAUUAUCCAUCAUCAAUUUUACCACUUCAACCAUGGCAUUGUCUUGCAAUUCUAACAACUAUUGAAAUAAUUAUUAUGUUAAGUGCACUUCUAUGGUAUCUUGUUCUUACUAUUAAAUUUAAUAAACAACAUGUUCCACCAGAUGCUGCACUUGAUGAUUUACUUUCGACUUUUGCUUCAUUACAAACAUCAACUAAUGAAAUUGGUUUUCGUGAUGAAACUUAUACAGAAAAUGUUCUUGAAAAACAAGCCGAUUUAAUUCGAUAUUUACGUGAACGUAAUGAUCAUUUAGCUCGUCUUCUUCAACAAUCUAAACAACAAUUAAAUACUCAACAAACUUUAACAAAUAUUACUUAA